Molecule: messenger RNA, 1173 nt
Organism: [Torrubiella] hemipterigena
Lineage: Eukaryota; Fungi; Ascomycota; Sordariomycetes; Hypocreales; Clavicipitaceae
Source: the annotation of a GenBank genome assembly
GACAACACUCCUCCAACACAAUAAUCCCGCCAAACCCUCAUCAAUCCUCUUUUAUAUCGCAAAAUCGUCGCGCGCACAACUUUUCGGUGCUUUCUGCCCUCACGAAUCAAGAAACGAAGGGCCAACUCAAAGAUGGCCUCAUUGGCGCGACCAACGCUAGCCGAUGCAAUCAAAGUGCGGAGGCUCGGUUCCCACACAUACCAGGCGAGCCUGGAUCCCACGUUUUGCAUUGGGAAUGUUCCCAAUGGAGGCUACUCUUCCUCUUGUUUGCUUUCUGCUGCGCGUCUACACCUUGCGUCUCGCAGCCAAGGAGACACAGUAAAUGUGCACUGCGAAUUUCUGGCUCGCACAAAGCCUGGCCUAGCCAUCAUCACCAUCGAGGAUGUUAAAAUUGGUAAACAGUUUUCAACAUUGCACAUAACCUUGUGGCAAGGCGAGGGUAUCCUAGACAGGUCACCCUGGAUGACUCCAACAAUAACGAAACGAUGUAUCUUGGCCUAUGCGUUCCAAUCCAACUUCGACUCAGUGUCAGGCUUGACGCUCGGGACGGGAUACGAAGAGAUUGAUGCAGGAACACGAGCAGAAACGCCAAAUUUUGAAUCCUUACUCGAUAGAAAGGGGGAUGCUACUUGGGUAGAGACACCGCUACCACCUGGUCAGGCUGACGUGAUUCUAUGUGGCCAUAACUGGCGCAUGUACUUUCCACGAUCCGGGCCGCUUAGUCCUGGUGUUAUGGACAUGUGGAUGUGUACAGCAAGUGGCGAACUCGUAACACAGGAUCUCAUGCCCUACAUUGUAGAUACAUUCCCUCCAGAUGUACAUAUGUGGGUGUUGGACUCAGCAACUCGAGCUAUGCUCCUAGAUUCAGCAACGACUAAGACUCGUCGCGGAAAUUCUGUAGCUGACGAAGAGUUGAAAAAGCGCGGUAGCGAUCGUGGAAACGUUUGGAUUGCUACUGCAGUCCUGGAUCUUGAGAACAAACGCCCCUUGCCCGCAGAAGGGAUUCGCUGGUUGAACAUGCGCACGACCACGACGUCUAUUGUGAAUGGUGUUUGUGACCUGCAAACAAUUAUCCGAAAUGAAGAUGGGGAGAUUCUUGCAGUAAGCCACCAGGUAUCUCUGAUCUUGACUAUGGACAGAAACAAAGGUGCUGCUCCGAAGCCGUCUCUAUGA